This is a messenger RNA of Saccostrea cuccullata (small rock oyster), 1070 nucleotides long. RefSeq lists its product as uncharacterized. Lineage: Eukaryota; Metazoa; Mollusca; Bivalvia; Ostreida; Ostreidae. The record is from RefSeq and is a predicted model, not a curated record. The transcript is spliced from 5 exons. Gene Ontology annotation, molecular function: acyltransferase activity, transferring groups other than amino-acyl groups. Bases 41 to 904 code for a protein of 287 amino acids.
AUAGAUAGAGGUGAGAUAAGUGUCCUUGACUUGAAGAACAAUGGCGGUGAAAGCCCCUCAUCAAAAUCUCCGUAAAAUUCUCACCCAGCUCGCAACCGGACUACCCGAGUCCGCCCAGAUGUAUGGCAUGGUCAGAAGUUUUAUCCGAGGUAUUCCAAGUGGCUUGGAAUUGUGGGUAGACAAUUUAAAUCUGCCUCAGGUUUUCAUCGUCAGCGCUAGUCAAACUAAGAGUAAGAAUAUAUACUGUGGAUCAUUGGUCAACGUUCACUGUACGAACCAUAACAACCUUCGUGACGUCAUUCUGUCUCCCGGCGUACUCAAUUUAAAUCAGGAAUUGUUUUUUCGAGGGGUGAAUGCGAGAACGUUGAUGGUCUUGGAAGACAUUUUUCCGUCCGGAAGUUUCCGUGACGUAAGCGUCCCAGGAACCACCCAGCUGUAUUUUACAUCGAAAGAAGAAGAAAUUUUGAAAAUAGAUGUUCCUGACGGCUUCUAUGUGGGUCCAUUUAAUGAGAGAGUGUCCAGGAGAAUUGAGGAAGUUUGGAAAUUUACCCCACAGGGCAUCAGUCAGAUGAAGUUAGACGAACAAACGUGGGGAUUUCCGGGAUAUGCAGUAUAUCACGUGCCUUCCGGAAAUCUUGCCGGAUGGGCCGUACAGAACAUUGAUGGAAUUAUGGGACAUUUAUUUGUGGAAGAAAAGUAUCGCAGAAGAGGUGUCGCCAAAUUUCUGACUUCAGUGCUCGCCAGGAGUGUGAUAAAACAAGAUGGUUUUGCGGCGGCGGAAAUCGUGAAAAACAACGCCAUGUCUAAGAAUGUAACUAGUUAUGUGGGACUAGCGGAAGUGAAAGGUCCAGAGUUUGAUUGUAGAAUGUUUAAAGUUAACCCUAAUGGUAACUUCCCGGGAUGAUCUGAGAACUGAUUUAUCUAAAAUUCUUACAAGUUUUGCUAAUCCCUUUAUUUUACUGAUUUCGACGAAAGGAAGCUUAUACUGAGUUAAUUGGGAACGUAUUGUACUGUAAAAUUUGACCAUAUAUUGCAAAAAAAAAAAUUUAAAUGUUACAUGUAAUCCCUGC